Messenger RNA from Trichoderma virens Gv29-8, 1506 nucleotides. RefSeq lists its product as uncharacterized. The coding region runs from base 1 to 1506 and encodes 501 amino acids. Gene Ontology annotation, molecular function: transmembrane transporter activity. The record is from RefSeq and is a predicted model, not a curated record. Gene Ontology annotation, cellular component: membrane. Gene Ontology annotation, biological process: transmembrane transport. NCBI's taxonomy places the organism in Eukaryota, Fungi, Ascomycota, Sordariomycetes, Hypocreales, Hypocreaceae. The transcript has 4 exons.
AUGGACUCUUCGCCCGCUACUACACCAGUAGAGGACAGCAAAACGGCCACCAUCCACUCGAAAUUCCGAGCUACUCUCGUUAUUGCUCAGUUAUUGGGCUUGAACCUCUUUAGCAGCUUCUGCAAUGGUGUCGUCGUUGUCGGCCUACCAGCUAUGGCGGCCUCCUUGCAUAUCAACGAGGGACUGCUUGUCUGGCCUACCUCAGUCUUUUACCUAACUGCAGGCUCAUGUCUGUUGCUGGCUGGCUCCAUCGCCGACGUAGUCGGCACCAAGACUAUGAGCUUGAUAGGGGCCUUCACUGCUGCCCUCUCUACCAUGGCCUGCGGUUUGGCCCAAAAUAGUGACCAAUUAAUAGCCUUUCGCGCAUUACAGGGCAUCACGAACGCCAUCAUCGUUCCUUCGUCCGUCUCCAUCAUCUCGACUAGCUUAGAGGAGGGAAGGCCGCGCAACCUAGGUUUUGCGUGCUUGGGCUUCGCUGGCCCGAUCGGAUUCUCUCUUGGCCUAGUCCUUGGUGGUGUCUUCACUGAUAGCACUGGCUGGAGGUCCGCAUUCUAUCUCGCCGCAGCCGCCACUUUCGCUUUAUUUUUGGCCGGCAUUUGGGCGUUGCCAAAGGAUGCUGUCCGUCCAAGAAAGUCGGUUUGGUCGAGGAUUCUAACGGAAAUCGACAUCAUUGGGGCAUUCAUCGGGACUGCAAGUUUGGUGAUGCUGUCCUAUGUUCUAGCAGUCUUGUCUGCCGACAUCCAUAGUAUACACAAGGCAUCUACCAUUGUCCUUCUGGUCGUCAGUGCCAUCUUGAUCCCUGUGUUCGUAGGAUGGAUGCAAUACCAGGAAAAGCACCAGCGCAAUGCACUUAUUCCCAAUUCGCUGUGGAAAAACUGGGUGUUCACCAGUUGUUGCCUGAUGGUUCUACUCACCACAGCUGUGUGCAAUUGUAUGGAGUUGUAUAGCAGUCUCUUCUUCCAGCAAGUACAACGUCGAUCGGCGCUGCAUGCUUCACUGCAGAUUCUCCCGUCUCUUAUAUCAGGAGCAUUAACUAACAUAUCGACCGGCAUAUUUGUAAAUCGUAUGCCAGUCAUGUGGUCUGUACUCAUCUCCUCGACGAUUAGCGCAGUCGCGCCACUUCUCAUGGCCCUGAUCAAUCCCGACUGGCCUUAUUGGUACGAUGCUUUUUUCGCCCAGAUCCUAACUCCAUUGAGCUGCGAUAUCCUCUUCACAGUUGGCCUCCUCGUCGUGUCAGACGUUUUCCCCACACACAUGCAGGCUUUGAGCGGAGCAGUCUUCAACACUUGCGCACAGCUUGGUACUGCCAUUGGCCUAACCGUUACCUCGCUCAUCGCGACCUCUGUAACCAAUGCAUUUCCUGAUGCUGAUAAAGCCUCACCCGGUGCCCUUAUGGUUGGGUAUCGUGCCGUCUUCUGGACCAUGUUCGCCGCCAUGGCCUUGGUCUCCGUGCUAAGUGUGCUUGGAUUACGAACAGUAAAACAAUUAGGGGUUAAGAGAGAUUGA